This is a messenger RNA of Penicillium canescens, 2430 nucleotides long. RefSeq lists its product as uncharacterized. The record is from RefSeq and is a predicted model, not a curated record. Lineage: Eukaryota; Fungi; Ascomycota; Eurotiomycetes; Eurotiales; Aspergillaceae. The coding region runs from base 1 to 2430 and encodes 809 amino acids. Gene Ontology annotation, molecular function: protein binding. Gene Ontology annotation, cellular component: NuA4 histone acetyltransferase complex. The transcript has a single exon.
AUGCCUCCUCUAUCGGCAUACACUUCAUUUGAGUCGCUGCUCUUCUUCCAGUCGCUAGCGAUCUCCGAUUCCAAACCGACCAGCUUUGGAUCUAUUUCAACAUUCCUGCGCAACAACCCGUUAGUGCGCGAGAACGUAGAGUUCAAUGCGGAUCGCCUGACACCGGAGGCGCUGGAAGAUCUGUAUGCGACUUUGAUGCGCGAUGGGUUCAAUAAAGACGCGGUACUCCCUGUCAAUGGUCGAUCGACAGAUACCUCCAGCCCUCCCAACCCGAAGAAGCGCAAGAUCUCGAGCCCGCGACCAGAGGGAUUAGUCGAUGGGGUCACACAUGCCAUGCUUAUUCCAGAGUUAGUGGCACACCUAUACGCUAAAUACAGAGAUCUCGUGACCAGAGAAAUCAGGGAUGAUGAGAAGCAGUAUACAGAGAUCAGGGCGGAGCUCGAACGGCUACAGAAGGAGGAUGACCAACCCACAGAAGCAAAGGCAGCACGCACGGAGCCCACGGAUGUUGAUGUAAAGGAAGAAACGCCUCGUCAAAACGUACAAGAUCGGACAGACAAGCCUCUAGCAGCGACAGUCCCACACGCGCACGGCAAGCCAGCUCCGCCAGAACCACGGCCACAGCGUGUCGAAGUGAACGUGCCUCCGAGUCAAGAAAUUCCGAAGACACAACCAGCUCCUGUUGGCCAAACGCACCUUCAACCGCAAGCACAGACUUCUGCGCCCGAAGCUCCAGGAGCUGGACAACCACAACCGCCGGCCGCCAACAUCCAACCCUUGGCAAAACCGCCUGUCCAGCCCCAGCUUGCUCCCUCUGCCCAGAAACCACCUACCACACCCGCCGCAGCGCGUGUCACACCGGCUCAUCCCUCGCAAAUCGCACCCCGCGCCCAUCCUACGCCUACACCCCUUCCCGGUAAGCUUGGGCCUGCACUCCCGCCGGCCCCUCAGCGCACUCCAGCUCAGCCAAGCUUCCAGCAAUGGCAGCUAGACCCUUCUCCCCACUCCACCUAUCCCGCCAUUUCUCCGGGUGCUGCUACUCCACAAGCUGCCCAAGCCAAUAUCAAACGACCUGUACCACCUCUCUCUACCAACCAACCAGCACCGGGGUCGCAAGCUCCCGUUCCAUUCCAAUCUCCUGUCCCAAAUACACCUGGUGCUGCCUCCGCGGUCCAAACCCCUGUCCCAAUUGGCCGACCUCGCGUCUCUCAAACUCCAAGUUCCACAUUCCCUUCAUUUUCUGAAUCGCGUGCUUCUCAUCCACGACUGUCAAUCGACACACAAGGUUCCUCAACGCCAUGGAAAAGGACGCCUCGUUUGAGCAUUCCAAAGUCCCCACCCUCACCCCCACGGCCACUACCAGAGGAUGUUAGUCCGAUCAGUGAAAGGGCACAAUCGCCAAUCGAUGCGAUGGACAUGUCACCUCCCCCGAGGAUGAAUCGAGGUCAACGAGCCCGAUCCCCCGAAGAGAAGAAACCUCGGCGUGGCCGUGCCGACAGCAAGUCUACUGCUAAUGUCAAGACCGAGAAAUCUGAGAAACCAGCUUCGACUCGAAGGACACGUGCCGUAAGUUCGGUCUCUUCCCAGAGUCGUGGACGGUCCCUGGCUUCUCGUGGUGAAUCCCCUGUGCCUUCAGAGCGAACAACAAGCCGCCGGAAGGGCGCAACUGCCACUGCCGGUGAAGAAACCCCCAAGGCUCGCUCCAAACGCAAGCGCGGACCAAGUGAAGCAUUAGAACAAGAACCCCACCCUUCAGACAUCCCGAAGUUUGACACAACUCAGUAUGUCAUGGCAACGCGCAAUUUCCACCGCACUGCCGCUCCUAUUAUGAAUGAUGUGGCUACCCACAAGCUUGCGUCCAUCUUCGGCAAGCCAAUUGGGGAGCGUGACGCACCUGGCUACCACGACCUCAUCUACCGUCCACAAGAUCUCAAGUCUAUCAAAUCUGCCAUUCAUCAGGGAAGCAAAGCAGUCGCCACGGCUGCAGAAUCCGUCAGCACCCCUGCUGGAGAUGGAGAGUCACCCGCCCCCGGUGGUACACCGUCCAAGAAUGGCGUCCUCAUGCUGCAGAAGAGCGAGGACUUCGUGCCACCAAAGGGAGUUGUCAACUCCGCACAGCUGGAGAAAGAGUUGAUUCGCAUGUUUGCCAACGCCAUAAUGUUCAACCCCAUCCCCCAGCGGGGAUUUGGACCCGCCUUCCCCAUGACAAGUGACCGUGGCUCGCGCGAAAGUACACAAGUCGGCGAUGGCGAUGAGGGUGGUAUCAUCCAAGAUUCUCUAGAGAUGUUCGAAGACGUCGAACAAGCCGUUACCAGGUGGCGCGCUGCUGAGCGUACUGCGGACGAACUGGCUAAUAAGAAUAUUCUUUCUCUUCGUCGUGGCAGUGCUAGUGAUUUCAACACUGACAGUGCGGACGACGUGAAAGGGUGA